Molecule: messenger RNA, 705 nt
Organism: Alternaria atra
Lineage: Eukaryota; Fungi; Ascomycota; Dothideomycetes; Pleosporales; Pleosporaceae
Exons: 2
Coding region: 1-705 (234 amino acids)
Biological process (GO): Golgi vesicle transport
Cellular component (GO): membrane
Source: RefSeq, a predicted model, not a curated record
AUGAUGUCAUCACAGAAUGACGAGGACCCUUUCCUCCAGGUGCAGGCAGACGUGCUAUCCGCCCUCAACACCGCGCGACCGCUCUUCAAGUCGUAUCUACGUAUUCGUUCCUCGGCUUCAUCGGCAAACAGUCCCGAGCUCCGAGAAGCGCGUAGCGAACUUGAACAGACACUCCAAGACCUCAGCCAAGAUCUCGAGGACCUAGUAGAGAGCGUCAAGGCAGUGGAGCAUGACCCUUAUCGGUUCGGCCUGGAAAUUGAUGAAGUUGAGCGACGCAGAACUCUGGUCAAAGACGUUGGCUAUGAGAUCGAAAACAUGCGCGAGGAGCUGCAGCAGACAGUCCAACACGCGAAGAACAAGGGCAAAAUCGCAGCCAACGGCGAUGUUCUGCCCGAUCCGGAUUCGUUUGAGGAUGAAGACAACUAUGCGGCAUUUGAGCAGGAAAGACAAGUGGAGAUGAUGCACGAGCAGGACGAGGCCCUCGACGGCGUCUUCCGCACUGUCGGCAACCUGCGACAGCAAGCCGACGACAUGGGUCGUGAGCUUGAGGAACAGGGUGAGUUACUCACCGAUGUCGACAACGUGGCAGACCGAGUUGGUGGAAAGCUUCAAACAGGUCUCAAAAAGGUCGGCUGGGUGAUUAAGCAAAACGAAGGUGAGAUACUUGUUAUCCGUUCAACGGGCGUUGCUGAUCAAUUUCUCUAG